ACGUAAACAACCAACAUGGAAGUCAGCUGAUUUCCUGUGCCAAAGUUUUAUAAGAAUUUGAUAACAUUGAUAUAUUGUACAAGAAACAUUGUCACGCAAACAUGUGGACGAAACCCGACGAAGUGUUAUUAACAAAUGCUCUUUGGGUGACAGAGCGGGCCAAUCCAUUCUUUAUCCUUCAGAGGAGGAAGGGAUAUGGAGGAGGUGGGUUAACAGGACUAUUGGUGGGAACUAUAGAUACUGUAUUAGACAAUAAGACACCACCAUAUAGAAUACUACACCAAACAACUGAAUCAGAAGUCAGUUUCUCGGUUGCAGUUGCUAAUAACAAAAGGGAUAUAUUGAAAGAUUGGGAAUGGCUAGAGCAAAAUUUGAUGGAAAUUCUUGGUGCAUUUGAAAAUGAAGAUGAUGCAACAGAAUUUGUGAAAUGUAAAAUAGAAAGUCUUCGAGCUAAUGAAGUUAAAGUUUCUGAUCAAGAUGAAGAAACAGUAAAGUUCAAAACAGCAACACAGAAGUUCAUGAAAUUGUUUAACAUGCCCAAAGAGGAAAAACUAGUUAAUUAUUACUCCUGUAGUUAUUGGAAAAGUAAAGUACCAAGACAGGGCUGGAUGUACCUCAGUAUUAAUCAUCUGUGUUUUUACUCCUUCUUGAUGGGCAGGGAAGCCAAAGUUAUCAUUAGAUGGACUGAUAUAACUAAAUUGGAAGUUGGCAACAAUAUGCUGUUUCCUGAUAGUGUCAAAGUUACAACCAGAGAAGGGGAGUUUUACUUCUCCAUGUUAUUACACAGCAGUGAAUCAUUCAGACUGAUGGAACAGCUGGCUAACAUGGCAAUGAAACAACUAAUGCUUGAAGGAGGAUUCGAAGAAGAUAAAACUAUUGCAGAUAGAACUAAGAGGAAGACUCCAAAGAAAAUGUCAUCUAUAAAGAGAGAUCUAGAUGCUAGAGCAAGGAGCGAUGCAUUCAGGUCAUUAUUUAGAUUGCCUCUAUCUGCCAAACUAGAUGGUGAUGUAGUCUGUAUGAUACAAACACCAUAUAACAAGCACUAUGUAUGGGGGAGGCUGUAUCUGUCUUCAGGAUAUAUCUGUUAUGGCAGUAGGGUACCAGAUUUGGUGACUGUUGUAAUACCUGUCAGGGAGAUACAGCUUGUAGAGAAGAAUGACAACACAUCAGGGAAUGAGCUGGGAAAUAAUGCUCUCAUUAUAACUACAAAAGGAAAGAGCAACUACAUUUUUUCCCAGUUGCCACAGAGAAAAAUGAUUUUGGAGAAGAUAUCAGACUUUUUAUCAAGUCAACAUAUUCCACAAAGUCCAACUAUGAAAAAUUUAAAAUCAGUAACAGAAGAAGAGAAAGGUAAGAACAACGCCCAUCAUCUUUAUUUCCAUUGUUGUUCAGAUAAUUUUUUUCAUUUUUGUUUAUAUCAAGAAUGUUGUAUCUUUCCUUUUGUAGAAGAAGAACCUGUACAAUUUCAGCCUGCACUUGUCAGUUUGUUUCACAGAAGAGAUUCAGAUGAAUUAUCUGCUAAAGAAACUGUCAAGGAACAUUUGUGGAAUGUACACUUUACAGAAUAUGGAAGGGGUGUUACUAUGUACAGAACACAUAAGACACAAGAUUUAGUAUUGAAAGGUCUGCCAGAGAAAUACAGAGGAGAAAUAUGGCUGUUAUUUUCUGGAGCUAUAAAUGAGAUGGCUACGCACCCAGGAUAUUACGCCAGUUUAGUAGAACAGAGCUCAGGAAAGUACAGUCUAGCUACAGAUGAAAUAGAAAGAGAUUUACACAGAUCUUUACCUGAACAUCCAGCUUUCCAGUCAGACUGUGGUAUAGGGGCACUCAGGAGGGUAUUGACAAGUUAUGCUUGGAGGAAUCCAACCAUAGGUUAUUGUCAAGCUAUGAACAUAGUAACCAGUGUUUUAUUACUGUAUACAAGUGAGGAGGAGGCUUUCUGGUUACUAACUGCUAUAUGUGAGAGACUAUUGCCAGAUUAUUAUAAUACCAAGGUAGUAGGAGCUCUCAUUGACCAAAGUGUGUUCGAAGAACUAGUCAAGGACAAUUUACCUACACUUCACCAGAAAUUACAAGUUUUAGGACUCCUUAGUAUGAUCUCACUAUCCUGGUUCCUGACUAUAUUUCUCAGUGUGAUGCCAUUUAAUUGUGCCGUUCACAUUCUAGACUGUUUCUUCUAUGAUGGUGCUAGUGUAAUAUUUCAAAUAGCUUUGACCAUAUUAGAGCAGAAGAAAGAAGAACUUGAGAAUUCAAAAGACGAUGGUGAUGCUAUGACUAUACUCAGUUCAUAUUUAGAAAAUGUGUCUAACAGGGAUUCCACCAUGCCAAAUAUAGAACAUACCAGUAUGCUGUGUUCAAAGAAAUCAGAUGUGCCUUCAAUAGAUGUGAGUGAACUAAUAGAUGAUAGCUACAGAAAGUUUGGUCAUAUAAGCAACCAAGAGAUUGACAAACUCAGACUCAAAUAUAGACUUCAAGUUGUUCAGAAUAUAGAAGACAGUACCAUGAGGAACAUCAUCAGAAGUGUGGCAUCAGAUACAUUGUUCAAAGGACAGGAACUCAAAGAUUUAUAUGUCUUAUUUAAGGAAGAGUAUUUGACCUCAUGUUACUGGAGAACUCACCAACAACCAGUAGAUACUGCUGAUAAAUAUGACCCUAGUCGACCUUAUUAUGAACUCUACAAGAUUGACUUUGACCAAUUUAAAACCCUAUUUUUAUCUCUGUCUCCCUGGGCAACAGGACAACAUGCUGAAAAGCUGGCAUUAUAUAUGUUUAGGUUAAUUGAUGAAAACAAGGACAACAUGAUAAACUUUAAAGAAUUUGUUUACAUCCUGGGUGUAGUAUGUAAAGCUGAUAUAACACACAAACUAAAGCUGUUAUACACAUGUCACCAACCUCCAGCCUUACUACCUACAGAUAAACUAGACGAGGAGUCAGAUGAGGGUCCAGUCUCACCUGUAUCAGAUAAAGUAGUUGAGGAGUCAGAUGAGGGACCAGUCUCACCUGUAUCAGGUAUGUACACAUGUCACCAACCACCAGCCUUACUGCCAACAGAUAAACUAGACGAGGAGUCAGAUGAGGGGCCAGUCUCACCUGUAUCAGGUAUGUUCACAUGUCACCAACCUCCAGCCUUACUACCUACAGAUAAACUAGACGAGGAGUCAGAUGAGGGUCCAGUCUCACCUGUAUCAGAUAAAGUAGUUGAGGAGUCAGAUGAGGGACCAGUCUCACCUGUAUCAGGUAUGUACACAUGUCACCAACCACCAGCCUUACUACCUACAGAUAAACUAGACGAGGAGUCAGAUGAGGGGCCAGUCUCACCUGUAUCAGGUAUGUUCACAUGUCACCAACCUCCAGCCUUACUACCUACAGAUAAACUAGACGAGGAGUCAGAUGAGGGACCAGUCUCACCUGUAUCAGGUAUGUAUACAUGUCACCAACCUCCAGCCUUACUACCUACAGAUAAACUAGACGAGGAGUCAGAUGAGGGACCAGUCUCACCUGUAUCAGGUAUGUUCACAUGUCACCAACCUCCAGCCUUACUACCUACAGAUAAACUAGACGAGGAGUCAGAUGAGGGACCAGUCUCACCUGUAUCAGGUAUGUACACAUGUCACCAACCUCCAGCCUUACUACCUACAGAUAAACUAGACGAGGAGUCAGAUGAGGGGCCAGUCUCACCUGUAUCAGGUAUGUAUACAUGUCACCAACCUCCAGCCUUACUACCUACAGAUAAACUAGACGAGGAGUCAGAUGAGGGGCCAGUCUCACCUGUAUCAGGUAUGUACACAUGUCACCAACCACCAGCCUUACUUCCUACAGAUAAACUAGACGAGGAAUCAGAUGAGGGGCCAGUCUCACCUGUAUCAGGUAUGUACACAUGUCACCAACCACCAGCCUUACUUCCUACAGAUAAACUAGACGAGGAAUCAGAUGAGGGGCCAGUCUCACCUGUAUCAGGUAUGUACACAUGUCACCAACCUCCAGCCUUACUACCUACAGAUAAACUUGAUGAGGAGUCAGAUGAGGGGCCAGUCUCACCUGUAUCAGAUAAACUAGACGAGGAAUCAGAUGAGGGGCCAGUCUCACCUGUAUCAGGUAUGUACACAUGUCACCAACCACCAGCAUUACUACCUACAGAUAAACUAGACGAGGAAUCAGAUGAGGGGCCAGUCUCACCUGUAUCAGGUAUGUACACAUGUCACCAACCACCAGCCUUACUACCUACAGAUAAACUAGACGAGGAGUCAGAUGAGGGGCCAGUCUCACCUGUAUCAGUGGCAUCAACAGAUGUGGCAGAAGAAGCUACAGAUUUCUUUACAGAUGACAAAUCAGUAACAGAUUCUCCUGAAAUAGAAUUACCUGGUGAUUUUAUUGAGGAGGAUAUGCCUGAUGAGGAACCAGGAGAACCAGACACAGACGAGACUGGUACAGGGGACAAGGGAGAACAGAAAUCCUCAGAAGAGCAGUCUAGUGGCAAUUCACAGGCAACUGGUUCAACUGGGGAGGCAGAGAAGAGUGGAGCUGAAGGAGAUGGGGCCAGUGUGGAAGUCCCUGAAGCGGGUGGAUAUUAUAAAGCUACAGAUAUUCAGUACAGCUAUAAAAAGAUGGCUGAAAAGAAAAGAGAGUUAAAUAGAUCAGAUAGCAAAGCUGAUUUGAAAAAUGUACCAAGGUUAACACAGGUCCAGUUUAUUCAGUUAUGGAAAACUUUGUAUGACAUGUUUCAUGAUCAUCCUCAUGAGCAACAGUUAUACCAUUCCAUAGCAACAGUGGGAACUCUUCUUUUGGAGAUUGGGGAGGUAGGAAAACGCUUCUAUUUGAAGUCUGUAUCAGAAAGUUCACAAGGAGAAGGCACAGUAUCUGUGAGUGAAGUGGACACAGUUGCAGCAUACAUAAAGAAUGUAACAAUUGAUUCUAGUCCUAGUAAAAACUCUGGAAACUCAGAAACAAAACAAAAUGCAGAAAAAUCAAAUUCUAUUGAUGACUCUUCAUCAGAAAUGUCUGGAGAAAAUACUAACGUAACACAGCAGGACAGUGGCAUUUCUGAGCAAUCAGCAGACAAUUUACAAAGUAGUACCUCAGACUCAUCCUCACAGCCUCAUUCUAAACCAGAUUCUGAUUGGUCGAUAUCAUUUGAGCAGUUUAUAGCUUCUAUGUUAACUGAACCGCCAUUGGUUGAAUACUUUGAAAAAAUUAUAGACAUAACAGAGGAUAUUGCAAAAAUGAGAAACAGGCGUCUGUUGACAAGACAACAGAGCACCUGGGAAACACAAAAACAGAAUAGUAACAGGAAAUAACAGUUAUUUCACCGAAUUUCACCAUUGUUAUAUUUACAAGCAAACAGAUUUUUUAACUCAAAGGGUAAAAAGAGAAAGAGAAGCUCGCAAUAUGUAAAAGUUGGCCCUAAAAACUUUGAAAAUUCAGCUUAAAAUUUAUAUUAAAUAUUAAUAAAUAAAAAAAAUAAUAAAAAGUAUUUUUUCACUCAUUGCACCAACAUAACCAGUGACGAUUCUAUAGUUUUCAUUUCAUUGGUGGCAGUCUUAAUUUUUAAUGAUUAUGUCCUAAAUUCAGGUAGCAGAUUAUAUAAAGAAAAUAAUAUUUAGUUCAUUUAAAGUUGCACAGUUUUCAAAUGUAAGUAAUUGUUUUCAGUUCUGAUAACUCCAAAUUGGUUUUUUCUUCCCCCUUUUUCAGUUGGGAAUUUGACAAAAUAUAGAUGUUGAGACCAGCUUUUGACCAUCUAUGUCCUUUCUUUUGUACACUCAUAAACAUUCAGGGUUAUCUCAUUUAGUAAAUGCUUUAUAGUAGUAUAUAGAUGUAUCAUAUUAUUUUGGGCAUUCUCAUUAUAUUUUAACCUAUAUAUUGUAAUAUUUAUUGUGAAUAGAUUUCAUCAUUUCUGUUAAAAACACAAUAACCACUGAAAACAGUUUUUGGUUCCUCUCAUUCUGGAUUUACUUAUAUCCUCUCUUUUUGGAUUUACUUAUAUUAUACUUGUAUAUUUAUAUAGUUCUUAUGCAAGAUUUGAAGGGUUAAGAUAGAUACAUGUUUAGCAUCAUAUAACAAAUGUUGUCCCACAAUUAAAAAACAUGUCCAACACUGCUAAGAUCUCAUUUAUAUUUUUAUAUGAGAUGUUGACAGUUAGAUAUAUGUUUUGUCAUUGUAUACUCUGCUAAAAUAUAAUAGUUUUAGGAUUUUCCUUUUAUGUUAGUUGCUUUGUAUAUCUAAAUGUGCAGUAUUGAUGCAUAUUCAAUAGUUUGGGUUAAUCAUAAGCCCCCAAUUUUAUUGAAUAUUUCACAUCUAUUUGUUAUGAAUUUGUUUUGGGUAAAUAGUCGCCUGAUUUACUGAUCAUGCUUUACUCUAACCAAACAGAUAAAUUAGAAGACUGUUGACCUGCUCUUCAUUUUUUUUUCAUUCUGUACUAAGAAUAUUGAUUGUCAUUAAUACUCAUAUUGUAAUAUCAACACUUGCAGUUUUCAGACUAGAGCUAUACUAUAGAUAUAUAGAAGGUAUCCACCUCAUGUUGUGUAUAUAUUUGGAUAAUUUGUUGAUUUGUUCAAUUAGAAUAUUAUGUAUGGAACAGAUACUUUGAAUAAAUAAUGCAAAAGAAUUUCAUUUUUCUCCUAGUUGUUUAAAAGGGUUGUUAGUAAAACAAGUGCCAUAGAAAUACAGGAAUACUGCCCUUUGCAGUUUUCUA
Messenger RNA from Mytilus trossulus (common blue mussel), 6688 nucleotides. RefSeq names its product TBC1 domain family member 9B-like. NCBI's taxonomy places the organism in Eukaryota, Metazoa, Mollusca, Bivalvia, Mytilida, Mytilidae. The coding region runs from base 102 to 5294 and encodes 1730 amino acids. The record is from RefSeq and is a predicted model, not a curated record. The transcript has 35 exons. Gene Ontology annotation, molecular function: calcium ion binding.